Messenger RNA from Saccostrea cuccullata (small rock oyster), 1823 nucleotides. Its product is annotated as AP-1 complex subunit mu-1. NCBI's taxonomy places the organism in Eukaryota, Metazoa, Mollusca, Bivalvia, Ostreida, Ostreidae. Bases 110 to 1378 code for a protein of 422 amino acids. Gene Ontology annotation, molecular function: clathrin-cargo adaptor activity. Gene Ontology annotation, cellular component: clathrin adaptor complex; clathrin-coated vesicle. The transcript is spliced from 11 exons. Gene Ontology annotation, biological process: intracellular protein transport; vesicle-mediated transport. The record is from RefSeq and is a predicted model, not a curated record.
UAACUUCCGCCAGUUCCUAGACGAAGGGUUUUUUGAUUAAAAAAAACAGAAUUUGUGUAAUUUUUCAGUGCUAAAUUUGGAUUAGGCCUAAUUAACAUACAUCACAACCAUGUCGGCCUCGGCAGUUUACUUACUGGAUUCAAAGGGGAAGGUGUUGAUAAGUCGGAAUUACAGAGGGGACAUAGAUAUGUCGGUCAUUGAUAAGUUUAUGUCACUUCUUAUGGAGAGAGAGGAAGAACUGAACACAUCCCCAAUUAUCCAGCAUGGCAACACUACAUUCAUCUUCAUCAAGUAUAAUAGUCUGUACUUGGUUGCCACAUCUAAAAGGAAUGCCAAUGUUGCCAUGGUCUUCUCUUUUCUUCAUAAACUUGUACAGGUAUUCAUUGAAUACUUCAAAGAGCUGGAGGAAGAAAGCAUCAGAGAUAAUUUUGUCCUGAUUUAUGAAUUAUUGGAUGAAGUUAUGGAUUUUGGAUUUCCUCAAACAACAGACAGUAAAAUUCUACAAGAAUUCAUUACACAAGAAGGUCACAAGAUGGAGGUAGCACCCCGCCCACCUCCGGCCGUCACCAAUGCUGUGUCAUGGAGGUCUGAGAAAAUCAAGUACAGGAAAAAUGAAGUAUUUCUUGAUGUCAUUGAAUCUGUCAAUUUACUAGUCAGUGCAAAUGGUAAUGUACUUCGAAGUGAAAUUGUGGGAGCUGUGAAGAUGAGAGUUUACCUGUCAGGGAUGCCUGAGCUUAGACUGGGGCUGAAUGAUAAAGUGCUAUUUGAGAGUACAGGACGGGGUAAGAGCAAGUCUGUAGAGCUGGAGGAUGUCAAAUUUCACCAGUGUGUCCGACUGUCGAGAUUUGAGAAUGACAGAACAAUUUCCUUCAUUCCACCAGAUGGAGAAUUUGAGCUUAUGUCUUACAGGUUGAACACUCAUGUGAAGCCAUUGAUAUGGGUGGAGUCUGUUAUUGAAAGGCAUGCCCAUAGUCGAGUAGAAUAUAUGAUCAAAGCUAAGAGUCAGUUCAAGAGAAGGUCCACUGCCAACAAUGUAGAGAUCAUCAUUCCAGUGCCUGCAGAUGCAGACUCGCCAAAGUUCAAGACGACAGUCGGCAGCUGUAAAUAUGCUCCCGACAUAAACGCAGUCAUCUGGACCAUUAAAUCAUUCCCUGGAGGUAAGGAGUACCUGAUGAGGGCCCACUUUGGAUUACCCAGUGUGGUCGGAGAGGAUACUGAGGGCAGGCCCCCAAUACACGUCAAGUUUGAGAUCCCCUACUUUACUGUUUCUGGAAUACAGGUGAGAUAUUUGAAGAUUAUUGAGAAGAGUGGAUACCAGGCCCUGCCGUGGGUGCGUUACAUUACACAGAAUGGAGAUUAUCAACUUAGAACCCAGUAAUCAUCCGAUGAGGAACAACUGCAGAAAUCACCUUAAUCUUUAGAGAUAAUUAGUGACCAGCGCUUCUUAUGUCAUCAUAAUACAUCAUCAGUGUUGUGGACUUGAAGUCAUCAUAAUCCAUUGUCAGUUAGAAAUCACACUCCAGUGCUUUUGGUGCAAUGUAAGAGAUGGACAGACAACUGAAACUGCUUUUUUAUUACUUCCUCAAUGGGUGGGGAUUUGUAAAUUACCAAAUAUACAUGUAUAAUAAUAAAAAUAUAAUAUAGAUCUUAACUUAAAAAUAUUUAUCAUUCAUUUGGAAUUUCUGAAACCAUGUAUUUAAAAAAGAUUUCCCAUGCAGGGAAUUUAUCUCAUUAAAAUAAUUUUAUUGUAUUGCUUUAUGUAAAAUAGUAUUUAUAAAUGUCAGUCCUAAACUGAAUAAAAUCUCGUUAUUAAUUUACAAGUA